AUGGCGCCUGUACUUCUCAGACGAGCACCAGCCGGAUCGCUUGAUAGUACGAGUGAUAACGGCUGGAUAAACAAGGAUCUGUUUCAUGAGUGGCUACAACAUUUUGUGAAAUUUACAAAAUGUUCCAAAGAACACAAAUGCUUGCCGAUAUUAGAUGGAGACUUCAGCCACAAGACACUGCUAUCCGUUACCUAUGCCAAAGACCACGGGAUAACCAUGAUAGUUCUACCGCCUCACUGCACCCAUAAAAUGCAGCCACUUGACAAGACAUUCUUUGGUCCCCAGAAGGCAAACUACAAUGCAGAAGCAGAUAGAUGGAUGCUUGUACACCCAGGAAACAGAAGAGGUCUGUCUACGAAGUUGCCCAACUGUUUGGAUCUGCCUACAUACGAACAGCUAUGA
Messenger RNA from Gigantopelta aegis, 402 nucleotides. RefSeq lists its product as uncharacterized. Bases 1 to 402 code for a protein of 133 amino acids. Gene Ontology annotation, molecular function: nucleic acid binding. The transcript has a single exon. The record is from RefSeq and is a predicted model, not a curated record. Lineage: Eukaryota; Metazoa; Mollusca; Gastropoda; Neomphalida; Peltospiridae.